Molecule: messenger RNA, 1188 nt
Organism: Candidula unifasciata
Lineage: Eukaryota; Metazoa; Mollusca; Gastropoda; Stylommatophora; Geomitridae
Source: the annotation of a GenBank genome assembly
AUGUUGUCUGUUUUGGUCAAUAAGUCGUUUAUAGGUGGAGUUAUAGAAAUAUGGAGUCAUGUUCACGCUCCAUCUCUCCCCGUCCUGUGUAUCCUCAUCAUGUAUGCAGUGUAUACCAUUUGUGUGAUGAAGAUUCUUCCAGGACCAACAGUCUAUGGACCGGUCACUCCAAAAGGCAACAUCCCAGUGUAUACAGACAAUGGCUUUAAGCAUUACCUUCUGACCAUGGCUCUCUUUUGUUUUCUGACGUUUCUGCUGCAUCCACUUGGACUCUCACCUUCCAUAAUUUACGAUAGGUUUGACGAAGUUCUCGUCUCCUUGAAUGUGUUCAGUCUCAUAUUCUGCAUAUUUCUGUACCUGAAAGGGAAGUUUUCUCCCUCGUCUACCGACUCGGGAUCAUCUGGGAAUAUCAUCUUUGACUACUACUGGGGCAUGGAGCUGUAUCCAAGGGUGUUUGGCGUUGAUAUUAAACUCUUCACCAACUGUAGGUUUGGGAUGAUGGCUUGGGCACUUCUGGUCUGUGUGCAUGUGGUCAAAAGUUAUGAACUGCAUGGGUUUGUAGACUCUAUGUUUGUGUCUGCCUUCCUUCAGCUGCUCUACAUCACUAAAUUCUUCUGGUGGGAGUCGGGAUACCUACACACCAUUGAUAUCAUGCUGGACCGUGCCGGGUUCUACAUCUGUUGGGGUUGUCUGGUCUACAUCCCAGGAAUGUACACUUCCGUUUCCUUGUACCUCGUCAGCCACCCAGUGAGGCUGGGACCUUUACUUGCUGAUGUCAUUCUACUUCUUGGGGCAUUGAGUAUUUACGUCAACUUCAGCGCUGACAAGCAGAAACAAGAUGCCCGCCGGACGAACGGUGACUGUACCAUCUGGGGUCGCAAGGCACAAACCAUCCGUGCCAGAUACCAGCUUGAAAAUGGAGAAGUGAAAGAAAGCCUUCUCCUAGCCUCCGGUUGGUGGGGAUUGUCCCGUCAUUUCCACUACGUGCCGGAGAUUCUGUUAGCUUUCUUCUGGUCUGUUCCUGCUCUCUUCCAGAAUUUGUUUCCCUACUCAUAUUUAAUUUUUCUGACAAUCUUGCUGACGCACCGCAGUUAUCGAGAUGACCACAAAUGCAGAAUAAAAUAUGGCCCAGCCUGGGCUGAAUACUGCAAGAAAGUGCCCUAUAAGAUUAUACCGUUUGUUUUCUAG